AUGGUAAAGGUGACUGGAUUCCACAAUAAGGCACCUCAGUUUAGGUUUAUGGAAAGAGAGAACGCAUUGUUAAGCAUUGAUACCGACUGGACAAACGAAGAAUACUUGUUCAAGGCUUUGAAUCAAGCAACACUGGUUCUUGAGUCAUCAGAUCUAAGGCUUGUAGCUUUCACCAGCUAUGCUGAUGUCUCCAGUAGUCCAGGUCACUAUGUAAUUUACUUAGAAGUAAAGGCUAAAAACAAAGACAUUAAGGUCCUCGAGUUCGAGGAAAAGACAUUCUUGGAGUGCUGUGUUAGUAAUGGAGGAUUUGUUUGA
Eruca vesicaria subsp. sativa (arugula) is the source of this 315-nucleotide messenger RNA. NCBI's taxonomy places the organism in Eukaryota, Viridiplantae, Streptophyta, Magnoliopsida, Brassicales, Brassicaceae. The record is from the annotation of a GenBank genome assembly.